Messenger RNA from Camelina sativa (false flax), 1194 nucleotides. Lineage: Eukaryota; Viridiplantae; Streptophyta; Magnoliopsida; Brassicales; Brassicaceae. The record is from RefSeq and is a predicted model, not a curated record.
AUGUUGUUGGACACAACUAGCAAUGAAAACUUCCUCAACAAGGAUGUAGAUGAUGGUUGGGCGCUUGUUGAGUACUUGGUUCAGUAUGAUGGUCACUACAAUAAGGAUUUUGAUAGGACCAUCAGAUCGUCGGGAGACGGUGAAUUAGACCCCAAGGAGCAUGUAAGUGAGCUGAAGAGGAAUAGAGUGCAACCAGUGGAGCAGACCAAUAUCUCUGUUACUGAGGAGUAUGUCACUGGGGACAGUGAAUUUCAAGAUGGGGAGGAUAUUCAACAAGUUUCAGCUCAGAAUGAAGCAGAGGAUCAAGCAGAGAAGAAAAUCGACAGUGUGCUCGACCAAGCACACGAUCGUGCACUCGAUCGAGUGAGUGAUCGAGUCACUGAUCGAGUGGUCCCCUCUGAGUAUGAUAAGCCCACAAAGUACAUUCCUUCAGCAUACAAACCACCUUUGCCAUUCCCAGGACGUUUCAAGGAACAAAUGAUUAGGAAGCUCAAAGAAAAGAUUGAGAAGCAGGAAUUGAUGGCCAUUCAACAUGAAGUAACUGUUGAGGAGAAGAAAGAGGAUAUAGGAUCAGCUUUGGAGCAGUAUGAACCAUAUCCUCUCUAUAAAGGCAUGUUGCUUAACAUAUCAAAGCAGAAGGCUAAGAAUCAAGCCAAGAAGGAUCUAGACAUUGGAACUGCUGCGAUUCCAACCAAGCUUGAGGAUCCAGGCUCAUUCAACCUACCAUGCUCACUGAACUAUAUGCACUUGAACAAGUGUUUCUGUGACCUUGGAGCCUCUGUUAGUGUCAUGCCCUUCUCAAUAGCAGAGAAGCUAGGAUAUGAAGAGUUCAAGCCAAGUAACCUCUACAUAAGUCUUGCUGAUGGGUCUAGGAAAGAUGUGGUUGGCAAGCUAGAGAACUUUCCAGUCAAGAUAGGUAAGGCCAGUAUACCAACUGAUUUCAUCAUCAUAGAGAUGGAACAGGAGCUUGAUGAUCCUAUUAUCCUUGGAAGACCAUUUUUGGCCACUCCUGGAGCUGUAAUUGAUGUUAAAAAGGGUAUGAUCAGUCUGGACAUUGCUGAUGGGUUGAAUAUGAGGUUUGAUAUUAAGAACACAACAAACCAACCCACCAUUGGAGGCCAACCCUUUGUUAUAGAAGAUAAAGCUGAUGUUGAGUCUUUUAAGAUAAAGCUGAUGUUGAGUCUUUUAAGAUAA